CUAGAAGAAUUAUGAUAUUAAAAACACUGAAAUAAAUAAAGGAAACUCUUUUAGGCAAAGCAGGAGAAAUAAAACGCAUUAGAAAUUAGCGCUUUCAAUUUUUUGUCGUAAAAUCGUGUUCCGAUUCAGCUCAAUCAAUUGGCCCAAAAACUGCGCAAAUUUCAAAAUUUAAAACCCUAACACUGAAAACACUGAAGCAGAUUAACUGCAAUUGAAGCUCUGGCAGUUGCUCCAAUGGCGAAGAAACGCAAAGCCCCUUCUUCUCAGCAGACGAACGAGCGAAAACCUAAAGUAGUUCGUGAAGAGGAAGCAGAAGUCGUUGUCAAAGAAGAAGAGUCCUCCAAUGAGGAAGAAUCCGAAGAAUCAUCAUCAGAAGCGGCGUCGGAAUCCGAAUCCGAGUCCGAGUCCGAAUCUGAGGAUGGAGAAGAAGAAGAAUCUUCUUCAAAUGGAGAAGAAGAAGAAGAAGAAGGAGAGGACGAGGCAUCAAAGCGAGAAGCCCUUCGUGAAUUAUUGGAACCCUUCGGAAAAUCCCAAAUCAUAGACAUUCUAAAAGAGGCAGCGGCGAAGGAUCCCAAACUCCUCCCCAAAAUAGUGCAGAAGGCGAAUUCCGACCCAGCCCACCGGAAUAUAUUCGUGUUCGGGCUCGGCUGGGACGCCACCACCGAGCAGCUUGUCCAGGCAUUCAAGCCCUUCGGCGAAAUCGAAGAGAGCAAGCUAAUCACUGACAAGAACACCGGGCGCGCGAAAGGGUACGCCUUCGUGAUGUUCAAAACGCGUGCCGCCGCGAAGAAGGCUAUCAAAGAUCCCCAGAAGAGGAUCGGGAACAGGACUGUCUCGUGCCAGCUGGCAGCCCUCCGCGGCUCUGCCGGAACCGUGGCGGCCGAGGGAGGGAAUAACAGGAAGAUGUACGUGGCGAAUGUGGCGCCCCACGUGAGCUUCGAGAAGCUCAAGGCUUUUUUCGGGAGCUUUGGGGAGAUUGAAGAAGGGCCACUAGGGAUGGAUCCGGUUACGAAUAAAUUCAAAGGAUUCGCCAUUAUCACUUACAAGUCAACAAAAGGGUACAAUAAGGCGAUGGAGGAGCCAAUUAAGGUGGUUGAGAAUUGCCAAUUGCAUUGCAAGAAGUUUGUCGAGAAUUUUGCCAACAGUUCGUCGAGGCAGAGUAAUGCCAGUAAUGUGAAACCUGCUGCUACUGAUGUUAAUUACAACACUUUAGGGAUGAACACUGGGAUUUUGGGGGCAAAUUUGAAUGCUGGCGGGUUUAUGAUGGCGCAGAAUCCGGGGAUUGGAUUGGCCGGUAAUCCGUUAUUAGCAGCAGGGUAUAAUCCAGCAGGUUUAGCAGCCUCAAGAUUAGGUGCAUCAAUGGGGGGAAUGAGUGGUAACUAUGGGAUAAAUAGCAUAAGUCCUACAGUGAUGGGUAGCUACGGCUCGCAAGAAGCUUACCAGAAUCAACCUGUAGCUACGGGGAGCUACAGGUUGGGAGCGUACCAGAAUCCGCAGACAGGGUUAUCGUCUAUAGGGACAAUGGGAACAGCAACCACAGCUACCGCACCAACAAAGGUUCCUACAAGUGGUGGAUCAGCAUCAACAACGUAUCUGUCAUACUUCAACCGUUAGAUGCUCAGCUGCACUGCAACUAUGACACUGACGCGUUCAUGUUGCGUCUCAAGAAGGCUGCAUUUCUGAUCAAUAUAGCUUCCCUCGGAUUUUUCUGGGCAAACUGGUGAUAUUCACUCUUGGUAUCACGGUUGCUCCCGUGUUGUAACGAUAUAGACAAUAACAUACCCUUUGCUCAGUCUUACUCUUUGUAUUUUUCUUAGGGUUGUACAUCAACUUUCUCAUGAAGAUUGAUUGGAUUCUACUCUUUUUAAUUUUGUUAGAGGCAGGACUUCUGUUAUGUUCAGCCAUAUGUUCUACUAUUAUUAAUUUUUUUUAAUGAUAAGAAUGGCUACUUGUAUGUUGUCA
Messenger RNA from Salvia miltiorrhiza (redroot sage), 1962 nucleotides. Its product is annotated as UBP1-associated protein 2A-like. The transcript is spliced from 2 exons. Lineage: Eukaryota; Viridiplantae; Streptophyta; Magnoliopsida; Lamiales; Lamiaceae. The record is from RefSeq and is a predicted model, not a curated record. Bases 235 to 1614 code for a protein of 459 amino acids. Gene Ontology annotation, molecular function: RNA binding.